AGACCCCCCACGCCACACACAAACCUGCAACACGCGCAAGCAGGUCAGCAGUGCAUACUGAGGAGCAGCCGUGGCUGCCAUGCAUCGCAUCAGCAAAACGCGCCAAGCGUAACGUACCGCUGGGCAUAGCGACGUGGUGGGUGGUUGACCCAGCGACUGGGCCGUCGCGACGCCGCACAGUCAAGCGAGCGCAGCCGUCGUCGGACGCACAGAUGCGCCGCAAUUCAUCGCGCGGAAGCGCGUCGCCGUCGACGUACCGCGGCGGCAGCGGCCGCCGGCGCAAGCGCCGGUCGAACCGCCUCGCGAAGUGCGCCGCGUUUAUAGUGGGCGCGUACGCGCUCGUCGCCUCCUUGUUCUACUACCGCGCGACGCAUCACCAUCAAGAGGGACCGCAGCUCCGAGGCACAAAAAAGCCACCACCACCGAGACGCGCGCGCGUCGCCCUGGCGCUGCCGUUCGUCGGGCCGCGCCUUCCUCCCUUCUUCAAGGCCUUCGCGCGGUCGUGUGGCAACGCCAUCGGGGCUGUCGACGUGCUGCUGCUGUUGAGCGAUCCUAGUGCUGUCCCGGUCGAAGCCCGAGAGUCGCGACCGCCGUGGCUGCCCGACAACGUGCACUUCGUGAAGGUCGGUGCAAAUAGAUUCGCUCGGUUACAUGCGAGAAUUCCGUAUCCGCGCGCAAGGCAGAUCUAUCCCGGAGACGAAGAUAUCGAUGAAAGAAGGGAGCCUUUAGCAGCUGCCUUACGAGAUGCCUUCAUCCGGAAUCCAAGACAACUCGUCGAGUUCAAGCCGGCCAUCGGCGUCGUCUUCCAGGAGUAUCUGAGGAACUAUAGUCAUUGGGCGUUCGGGGACUUUGAUAUCCUAAUGGGCGACAUGAACGCUUUCCUGGACGAGGACGAGUUGCGAGCGUUCGAUGUGGUGUCUUUUGGUUUUGGCGAUAGCUGGCGGGCCUACGCGCGGGGCCAGUGGACGCACCACAAGAAUCUACCGCAUGUGAACGCUGCUUAUAGUUACUGUUCGUUCUUGGGCGCGGCGCGCUUGGAAGAUCGGUUGCUGCGAGGCGCCCACUACGAGAGCGCCGAAGGUUGUUAUUCUACGGCAUUAGCACAGGCGUCGUUGAGGUUCAAGAUCACGACAAAACACUUCACCGAUGCCACGCAAAAAGGCGACAAAGACGCCGCCUGGUUAGCUGAGAGUGAGAUACGACGGUGUGCGGGCGACGAGGACGACGAGGGCCGGCAUUGUAGGCCUCUUGCACCUCGCACACCUAGAGAGAAGCGGUCGAACCAGAACCGCUGGGAGCGGGUUCGACGAUUGCCGGUCGGUGCGAAACGAUGCAUGAACUGGGUGAAUCCGGCCUACCAGACUUGUUUAGAGGGUGGCGAUUAUGAUGCGGGCGACACCGUGGUCCUAGAUGCGGACGGCGCGUACAAACGAAAACGGGGGCCGGUCGACGCGCUGCGCGUGCCCGGGACUUCGUUCUCCGUAGCGGCCUUCUUCCACGUCCAGGAGUGGAAGAAGAAGUGGCGGAGCUUCUCCGUGUCGUGGGUCGCUACGUCCGAUACGAUUCUGGGCACGCGCUUCGGACUCGUGCCCGUGCCGCCCCUGACGCCUCUAGGCGUGGACAAGGCCAUCGCUCAAAGGCUGCGCGACGCGAGAUCGGUGGAAUACUGCGCCUUCAAGGCCUGCGAGGGCAUACCCCGGGCGUUCCAGCGCGACGACCUGCGGUGGGCCCGCUCCGGUAGUGUUGGAGUUGGCCCGUUCCGCAACUCGGGUGAGGAGGGCGUCGGUUUGGUGGUCGUGGCGUCUUUACUGAGGAAAGACCUCGAUGCGAAAUUACUAAGAGUGAAGGAGAACGCCUGCGGGUGGCCGGGCCCGUCGAUUGUUGUCUUAGCGGCGGAUGAAGGUGGAUGGGACGUGAGCGUGGAAGCAUUUAGAGCUUGUCCUCGGACGGUCCUACUAGGAAGGAUUGGAGACGACGACGGCGAAAGUCUAGAGAAGGCCCUGGCGAAUCUAGGGCUGGAGUCGUGCCCGUGUAGGAGGUGCUUAGUACUCCGAGGCGACGAGCACUUGUCUUCCAAUACGUACGAGGCCAUCUCUCAUAUGGAAGUGGCUAUGGGCACUACCCUCAUAAUUCCGGAGUUUAGAUCUGAAAGUGUGCCGACUACAAUGGACGAAUUACGGUCGUUGGUACGGUCGGGACGCGCGCAAGCGGCGCCGGCGAACCGCUGUCCCGAAACGACGCCGGCCCUCGCCACGAAGAAAUAUGAAAAUUGGUGGGGCGGCGUCGAAGGCGUCGUCGACACCUAUCAGAAUACCUUUGAAGGUUCAGAGAGGGCUCUGGCGUGGCAAGCCUCAGGAGCGCUCGUCGUCCUGGACAGUGUCGACGCGCGGGGCGACCGGCGCUUGGUGAGGGAGGUCGAGGAGCACCGGGGCCCCGGCUGCUACGACGGGCUACUGGCGCGAGCUUUGGCCACCCAACACGCGGACGCGUUCGCCGUCGUGCCUCAGGCGUUCGCCGUGGCGGCGCUCUACGUGGUAAAUGGGACGGCGCCCUGCGGCUGCCGGCCCGGCGUCGAAAAUCAGCCGCCCACCAAAACCAUGCGCCGCUCCGUCCGGGAUUAUGAUGCUUAUCUGGUGCGGGCCGUCGGCGCGCGCGGCGACGCCGACGACGAGGCACGCGCGCGCGGGCUGUGAUUUAUCUCUAUCUUGUGUUUAACUAUGAUCGCUCUG
Messenger RNA from Pelagomonas calceolata, 2729 nucleotides. The record is from the annotation of a GenBank genome assembly. NCBI's taxonomy places the organism in Eukaryota, Pelagophyceae, Pelagomonadales, Pelagomonadaceae.